GACAAGAGGGGGGGGGGGGGGGGAAGAGGAAGAAAUCCACGUCGUCUCCUGCCUGCAUCGUAACGGGUCCGGUCCGGUCGAGUAAUGUUCUCGGUGUGUCCACUUCAUCCAAGAAGAGCGUAAAUGUCGUCAUAGUGGCUGGGAAACUGGAAUACGGCUCUAAAAACACUCCAGUCUGGAUCAUACGGAGAGGACUACAAAAUCAGAAUGGAGCUGGAAGACGGAGUUGUGUACCAGGACGACCCGGGAACAUCAGCGAUGAUGUCUGAGCGGGUAUCGGGCCUGGCUAACUCUAUUUACCGCGAGUUCGAGAGGCUCAUCGGAAAAUAUGACGAGGACGUGGUCAAGGAGCUCAUGCCGCUGGUGGUGGCCGUCCUGGAAAACCUCGACUCGGUGUUCGCCGAGAACCAGGAGCACGAAGUGGAGCUGGAGCUGCUCAAGGAGGACAACGAGCAGCUCAUCACCCAGUACGAGCGCGAGAAAGCGCUCAGGAAACACGCGGAGGAGAAGUUCAUCGAGUUUGAGGACACACAUGAACAGGAGAAGAAGGAUCUGCAGAACCAUGUGGACAGAAUGGAGUCCCACUCGAGGCAACUCGAACUCAAGAUUAAGAACCACGCUGACCAGAUCGGCAGGUUAGAAGAGCGAGAGGUGGACCUCAAGAAGGAAUACAACUCCCUCCAUCAGAGGCACACAGAAAUGAUCCAUAAUUACAUGGAGCAUGUCGAGCGAAUCAAAAUGCAGCAAAGUAGCGAGGCGUCUGAACCGAGCAGUGCGGGGCGACUGCGGAGAGAGCGCCCCCUUUCUUUGGGCAUCUUCCCAACAUCGGCUGGGAGCUCUCCGCUCAUUGCGGACCAACACGCCCGCGCAGUGACGCCGAGCGCAGAGGGCUGGAGGUUCAGCGACACGACACACACUCGCUCCACCACCAGCCUCCAGCAGGACUUUGCCACCUCCCCAAGGGAAAGGGGGGGUAAGAGUGUGCAAGACUCUACUUGGGGGAGUUCACUGGCUGACGACUGCAAGGAUGAGAUGUCAGACUUCACUGGCUCUAAAUCUGCCACUCCCAUGUCCACCACGGCCUCGGAUAUUGGGAGGGACGAUGGGAACAGUAAGAGCGCAGAGGUACAAGCGGCACCCGGGACCAGAUCCGUAUCAGUUGGUUUACCCGAUAAUGAAGACAGCUCAGACGUGCAGGACAUAAUUGAGUCCACACCCGAGCUGGACAUGGAUCUGACGGGCCAUAAGGGCUGCAGCACUCCGACCAAAGGCAUUGAAAAUAUGGCGUUUGACCGCAACACGGACUCGCUAUUUGAAGAGCUGUCGUCUGCAGGCACAGGGCUAAUCGGGGAUGUGGAUGAAGGCGCCGACCUGCUGGUGGAGUACUCUGACCUUAGUUUGAUUGGUAUGGGCCGGGAAGUGGAAAAUCUCAUUCAGGAGAACUCGCAGCUGCUUGAGAGAAAGAAUGCCCUGAAUGUGGUGAAUAAAGACUUGAUCUUGAAAGUGGACGAGUUGACGUGCGAGAAGGAGAUGCUCCAGGGCGAGCUGGAGGCCGUGCAGCAGGCCAAGGCAAAAAUGGAGGAGAAAAACCGAGAGUUGGAGGAGGAACUCAAAAAAGUGCGACUUGAGAUAGAGGAGGUGCUGCAGAAAACAAAAGAAGAAGAAGACAGCGACGUCCCGACAGCCCAGAGGAAACGCUUCACCAGGGUGGAAAUGGCCCGAGUGUUGAUGGAAAGGAAUCAGUACAAGGAGAGAUUGAUGGAGCUCCAGGAGGCCGUGCGGUGGACGGAGAUGAUCCGGGCCUCCAGGGAAAAUCCGUCUCUCGCAGAGAAGAAGAAAUCCAGCAUCUGGCAGUUCUUCAGCAGGCUUUUCAGUUCCUCCUCCAGCACCCCGGCCAUAAAGAAAAUGGAGCCCCAGUCCAACGUGAAAUACAACGCUCCGUGCAGCAUGGUGAAACGGAGCAGCACGUUCUCCCAGUUCCCCACAGAGAAGUCCAAAACGUUCGACUUCCUCAACGAAGAAAAAGACCAGUGCAGUUCCCCGUCGCGCAAAGAGCAAAAGCGAGCCCAGUACAGGCAGGUCAAAGCUCACAUGCAGAAGGAGGACGGUCGGGUUACAGCGCACGGCUGGAGCCUGCCGAGCAAGUUCAAGGGAGCAAACGGCGGACAAACGGAGAACAAAAUUAAUCUACCCGUGCCCGUCUAUUUGAGACCAUUGGAACAGAAAGACGCUUCCAUGAAGUUGUGGUGUGCGGCCGGCGUCAACCUCUCCGGAGGGAAAGCGUCACAGCCGUUUGAGCCUGCAAAGCAGAUGAAGGGAUCUCAGAGUAGCCUGGACCAUUUGGAGCAAGAAAACAAGGAUCAAGAGAAAGUUGAGGAGCUGAUCCUUCAGGAUGAAUUGUCUAGUCGGGUGUGGGUGUGCACCAGCACCCACUCCUCCACCAAAGUCUUAGUGGUGGACGCCGCGCAGCCGUCUGACCUCGUCGAUACCUUCUACGCCUGCAACACCCACAUCGUUUGCAUCGCCAGCGUGCCAGGCGUGUCGGAGUCCGAUUAUCCAGCAGGUGAGGAAGUCCCUCAAGACGUGGAUGCAAAUCAGGGCGAUGUGGUAUCCUUGGCCGGCAGCGUGGCCAGUGUGGGUUCGACGGGCAGCGACGGUGCCCUGGCAGCUGAGGGCACCACCGCCAUCCCCCAGACAGCCAGCACGGGUGGUCUGGAGCAGCCGGCGGAGCGCAGUGCCAUCCCUGCCUCGGCCGAACUGUCCAGGCAGACGAGCCCGGCCGAGGUUCCCACCGCCGAAGAGGCGACGGAAGCAACCGAGGCAAACGCCGGCGGCAACGAAGAAGGAGAGGAGGACCAGGGACCGGAGCAAAACCAGGCCGGAAUCUACACGGAGCACGUUUUCACCGACCCGCUCGGGGUGGGGCCCGAUGAGUCCAUUUCUGCCGUACAAAGCGGCUCUGCGACCAGCAUGCCCGAUGACUCUGACCCCUCAUCCCUGGAAGUCAAGAGGAUGAGCAGCGCCCUCCCCACCAUGUGGUUAGGAGCUCAGAAUGGAUGUCUCUACGUCCACUCAUCUGUGGCACGUUGGAGGAAGUGUCUUCACGCCAUCAAGCUCAAAGAUUCCAUCCUCGGCAUCGUGCACGUGAAAGGCAGAGUCCUGGUCGCGCUGGCGGAUGGAACCUUAGCAAUUUUCCACAGAGGCAUGGGCGGUCAGUGGGACCUUACCAACUACCACCUGUUGGAUCUGGGACGACCCCACCACUCAAUCCGCUGCAUGAGCGUAGUCCACGAUAAGGUGUGGUGCGGCUACAGGAACAAAAUCUACGUCAUCCAGCCCAAAGCCAUGAGGAUAGAGAAGUCGUUUGACGCGCACCCGCGCAAGGAGAGUCAGGUUCGACAGCUGGCUUGGGUCGGCGAUGGCAUCUGGGUGUCCAUCCGACUGGAUUCCACACUGCGAUUGUUUCACGCCCACACCUUCCAGCACCUCCAGGACGUGGACAUUGAGCCCUAUGUCAGCAAAAUGCUCGGUACGGGUAAACUGGGUUUCUCUUUUGUGAGAAUCACAGCUUUAGUGGUGUCCUGCAGCCGACUCUGGGUGGGGACCGGAAAUGGCGUCAUCAUUUCCAUCCCGCUGUCUGAAGCCAACAAGACAUUAGCGACGGUGCCAAAUUGGCCCGGCAGCGCCGUACGGGUCUACAGUGACGAUGGCGCAGAGGGCGCGUUGCCAGCGAGCUUCGUGCCGUACUGCUCCAUGGCGCAUGCCCAGCUCUGUUUCCAUGGACAUCGAGACGCUGUCAAAUUCUUUGUCACCGUGCCAGGUCAGGCAAUGCCACCUCCCGGAAGUGCGGAUUCGGGCUCUGACGACCCUCCGUCUGAAUCUUCGGACACGGCCGCAUCGGAGCCCAAAACGUACCUUGUGAUGAGUGGAGGAGAAGGCUACAUUGACUUCAGAAUGGGUGACGAGAACGGAGAGCUGGACGGCACGUCCGAGCCUACGUCGGGCCAACAGUCGGCGCCCACCAAAGCCGAGCGAAGUCACCUCAUCGUAUGGCAGGUGGCCACCUCGCUCGAUUAAGCGCCCAUCACAACGUCCUCAGCCCGCAUGCGCAACUUCCUUUUUUAGUUGGAUAGGAUUCUUGAGUCAUUCACUACUUUGUAAAAAAACAAAACAAAAAAACAAUUAUUUUGUAUCAGUAUUUUUUUGUACAGUUUAUUCCUAAGGUCAGUAGGGAUGUUUGCUAAGUUAAACAAUGCGUCCACGUGCUCCCGAGCUUGGAAACGCUGUUGCACACAGCUGUGAAAGGUGUGGACAUUUUCAUCGGAUCAACUGCGGGCAUCAUUUCACCAUGGACGACACGUUUCGCGUUUCUGCCGACACGGGAAGAAAGGGAGAAGGGAACUUCUGGAUUUUAUCUGACCUAUUAUUUUAUACUAUACAUGUUAAGCCUCUUGGCAUUUUACCACAUCUCUGUGUGAGAGCGCAGGUGUGUUUGUGUAGGUGCGUGUGUGUGUGUCUGUCUGUCAGUUUAGCUUUGUUCACAAUUCUCCGUCACAGUCAAUUGACUGUAUCCUUUCGUUUGGGCGAGGGUAAAAGUGCCACAAUCUUGGUGCUUUCCAUUCCUCUGUCACUCACGGGCACUUUAUGGCGAUGGACUAGAUUCCAUAUUUGCUUGGACAAACAAACACAACUGCUCUGCGUGCCAAUAAGGUGUCAUCCCAAUAACCAAAUGAUGACUGAAGGACAAAGGGGGAAAGGAAUUUAAUAGUCUUGAAAGGUCUGUGUGCUUAAUUGUGUCAAAUCAACUUGAAUAGGACAUUUUGACUAAGUGUAAUAUUUGAAUGUGGCACCUUCUAGUGGAAAUGCACACGUCACUAAAGAGACUAGUGUGCAACACGGUUCCCUCCGUCAGGGCAUUCUUGUGGUGUUUGCUUUAGGCAUCUCUGAAAAUUUGAAAUUUUGUCUUGAUGCUUGCAGGAGUAGUUUUAAUGUCUGAAAAGGUCAGGCCGAGUCUGGUCUUCUGUCCUUUGCCGGCAUUCAAAAUAAUGACAUUAUCUUGCGUUUUUACCAUUCCAAUAUUUAUUUACGUUUUUAACAGAGCCUACCUUGGUUCCGAAUGUAACUUUUUAUCAAACCGGACUAUUGUGAAUAAUGCAGUGCAAUGAGUUUACGUGAUUGUUCAUUUUAAAGCAGUAAAAAACAAAUUUUUCUUUAUUUGAAUAUUUAGCAAGUCACAAGAUCACAUUUUGCCAACAGUAACAAAAUGUUUUGACAUCAAUGUACUAAGCUAUGCAUGUUUUUUAAGACAACACUGCAAUGUUAUUGGCUCUUUAGUGCCACCAUUUUGUGUAGGGUGGAUGUGAGUGUGUGUGUGAGUGUGUGUGUGAGGAAGUGUGCUUGUGAGUUUGGAUGCAAACUGCAUUUGGCCGUCCGUGUGUGUGUGUGUUGCGUCCUGUAGUGUUAAUGUGUAUUUUACAUCGGGGGGGGGGAAAUCUCAAAAUGCCAUGACAGUUCUCCUCUUGGUCAGUGUUUGCUAAGUGAACAUCAUAGCCUUAUUUUUAACAAUCUAUUAAAUUCAAUUUCACCAAGA
Messenger RNA from Syngnathus acus (greater pipefish), 5590 nucleotides. It is a transcript of the gene spag9a, whose product is annotated as sperm associated antigen 9a. Bases 208 to 4077 code for a protein of 1289 amino acids. The transcript is spliced from 32 exons. Lineage: Eukaryota; Metazoa; Chordata; Actinopteri; Syngnathiformes; Syngnathidae. Gene Ontology annotation, cellular component: cytoplasm. The record is from RefSeq and is a predicted model, not a curated record. Gene Ontology annotation, biological process: vesicle-mediated transport. Gene Ontology annotation, molecular function: kinesin binding; JUN kinase binding; MAP kinase scaffold activity.